GGCAGGCGCGAUGGCAGCGUCGUGGGGCGCCCCGGGCGGGACCCUGAAGGGCAACGGCAGCGCGCUGCUCAACGCCUCGCAGCGGGCGCCCGGCGGCGGGGAGGGGGCGCGGCCGCGACCCUCCUGGCUGGCCUGCACGCUCGCUUUCACCCUCAUCUUCACCAUCGUGGUGGACGUCCUGGGCAACCUCCUGGUCAUCCUGUCCGUGUAUCGGAACAAGAAGCUGCGAAACGCAGGAAAUCUAUUCGUGGUGAGCCUGGCAGUUGCAGACCUGGUGGUAGCCGUGUAUCCAUACCCCUUGGUGCUGAUCUCUAUAUUUAACAACGGGUGGAAUCUGGGCCAUCUGCACUGCCAAAUUAGCGGGUUCCUGAUGGGCUUGAGUGUCAUUGGCUCAAUAUUCAAUAUCACUGGAAUUGCCAUCAACCGCUAUUGCUACAUCUGCCACAGCCUCAAGUACGACAAGCUGUACAGUAACAGGAAUUCCCUCUGCUGCGUGUUCCUGAUAUGGAUGCUGACCCUCGUGGCGAUCGUGCCCAACUUGCGUACCGGCACCCUGCAGUACGACCCGAGGAUCUACUCCUGCACGUUUACGCAGUCUGUCAGCUCAGCAUACACAAUCGCGGUAGUGGUCUUUCAUUUCCUCGUUCCUAUGACCAUAGUCAUCUUCUGCUACCUGAGAAUAUGGAUCCUGGUUCUUCGGGUCAGGCGGAGGGUGAAACCUGACAGUAAACCCAAGAUGAAACCACAGGACUUCAGGAACUUUGUCACCAUGUUUGUGGUUUUUGUACUUUUUGCCAUUUGCUGGGCUCCUCUCAACUUUAUUGGUCUUGCCGUGGCUUCCGACCCCGCCAGCAUGGUACCCAGGAUCCCAGAGUGGCUAUUUGUGGCGAGUUACUAUAUGGCAUAUUUCAACAGCUGCCUCAAUGCAAUUAUUUAUGGGCUCCUGAACCAAAAUUUCAGAAAGGAAUACAGAAGAAUUAUAGUCUCACUGUGUACAGCCAGAAUGUUCUCUGUGUGUCGUCCUAAUGACACAGAUAGGGUUAAAUGCAAACCCUCUCCGUUAGUGACCAACAAGCACCUAGUAAAAGUGGAGUCUGUUUAAAACACAAAGCAUUGCUGACAAGGUAUACACACUUCUCAAGGUCUUACUCAUUUUCGUGGUUGCCUCCCUC
Molecule: messenger RNA, 1172 nt
Organism: Panthera uncia (snow leopard)
Lineage: Eukaryota; Metazoa; Chordata; Mammalia; Carnivora; Felidae
Gene: MTNR1A
Product: melatonin receptor 1A
Exons: 2
Coding region: 11-1102 (363 amino acids)
Biological process (GO): G protein-coupled receptor signaling pathway
Cellular component (GO): membrane
Molecular function (GO): melatonin receptor activity
Source: RefSeq, a predicted model, not a curated record